Musca domestica (house fly) is the source of this 1449-nucleotide messenger RNA. RefSeq lists its product as hypothetical. NCBI's taxonomy places the organism in Eukaryota, Metazoa, Arthropoda, Insecta, Diptera, Muscidae. Gene Ontology annotation, biological process: protein ubiquitination; regulation of cell adhesion. The transcript is spliced from 2 exons. The coding region runs from base 66 to 1355 and encodes 429 amino acids. Gene Ontology annotation, molecular function: ubiquitin protein ligase activity. The record is from RefSeq and is a predicted model, not a curated record.
AAUCGUUUCGCUUCGUUGUCUGUCCCUGACUGCAUCUUAAUUUGUUAAUAUAAUAAAUAUUAAAAAUGGACGCAGAUGAAAGUGGUGGUAAAAGAGCAAGAGGUCGUGCUCGUGGGACGCGGGCCCGUGGCAGAGGACGUGGCCGUGGUCGCGGCAGGGGUAAAAAGGCGGCUGCCGUUGUUGUGUCUAGUGACGAGGAGGUUUCGUUGGAUCAGUCCAUUGAUGGUGGCUCCGGUGCAGUUGCUGAGGAUGGUGACAUUUCAACGGGCAGUGGAAAUAUUCCACUCGAAGCCACAGAGGAUGCAGUGAUGCACGAAUUACCAAAAACCGAUUCAGAUGCUAACGCAAGUGUACCCACACAAGAAGCUAACAACACUGUGGCUCCAGGCACCCAAGCAGAUGUACAAAGUCAACCACAAACCAUUGUUCCUCAAACAAUUGAUAUGGAAGCAGAUAUAUCACAAUUGGAAGCCCCAACAUUCACUACAAUAUCUAGGGGACCGCCAGAGCCUAUGCUGCGCCUCAAGUGGAAUCACAAGGUGAAUUUAAUUGGAGAGAAAGUGUUGAAUCCCAUGAUCCAUAUCUGUGACCAAUGCGACAAGCCAAUUCUGCAUUAUGGUCGCAUGAUUCCAUGCAAACAUGUAUUUUGUUUGAAAUGUGCCCGCACGGAACCGGUAAAGGUUUGUCCACGUUGCAAUGACAAAGUUGUACGCGUUGAACAGUCCGGAUUGGGUACGGUCUUCAUGUGCACACACAGUGGCAGCAGAUACGGCAAUACUGGAUGCAGGAGAACGUAUUUAUCUCAAAGGGAUUUGCAAGCUCAUAUCAAUCAUCGGCACGUCUCACAGCCGCCACCACCACCUCCCGCCCCAGUUCCACAGCCAGAAAACAAACAAGAAUUGGGGCCACAACGCAAACUUUCUGAAUCUUCGGCAGUCGUAACGCCGAUUCAAGCACCAUCGACUCUCCUCACACAGAGGACACAGAUGCGUUCCAGCAGUAUUGGAACAAUCAAUCCACCAGGAUCGUUACCUCCCACGAAUGCUCAAAUUCAUUCCUCAUUGACCCAAGCUAACUUGGCUCGAAUCAAUAGCGCAAAUGCUCAAGAUUGUCACCAAGGAAAAGUAGCCGUUCAUCAAUCGCUAAAGAAAGCUCCGGGUCAAAUAAGCCACCAUCAACCAUCCGAGACCGUGGCUGAUGCUUCGUAUUAUAGCAGUGUCUUAAACUCAUUUGGUAGUUCGGGUUCCGGCGGCGUUGCUACUUCUGGCAACAACACUUCAUAUGAAACCCCGUCUGGACAGACUAAUCAGAACGUCCAGGGAUCUUGGCAGCAACAAAACCAGUACUAUAGAUGAGAUGUACAACUACGACCACUAAAACAUCUAUAAAUCCACACCGAACAAUGUAAUACAAUACAUUGGAUGGAUGGAAUGUGUUUUCUAAGAAAAA